Molecule: messenger RNA, 7564 nt
Organism: Dryobates pubescens (Downy woodpecker)
Lineage: Eukaryota; Metazoa; Chordata; Aves; Piciformes; Picidae
Gene: UNC13B
Product: unc-13 homolog B
Exons: 34
Coding region: 881-7075 (2064 amino acids)
Biological process (GO): synaptic vesicle priming; synaptic vesicle maturation; synaptic transmission, glutamatergic
Cellular component (GO): presynaptic membrane; synaptic vesicle membrane; terminal bouton
Molecular function (GO): diacylglycerol binding; phospholipid binding; calcium ion binding
Source: RefSeq, a predicted model, not a curated record
CCAGCAGAGGUCGGCUCGCUGCGCUGCCUGCUCUCGUAAUGCCAAAGGAGUGCGCUUUGUCUUUAGUCGGAUUGGCUCCAUCAGUUCCUAUUUCCUUCUGAAUGGAUAAUAAAGUGGAGAAUCAUUGCGAGGCAAGGAGUGUUGGUGCGUGAGUGAAGUGGGGAGGCUGCCUGUGUGAGGAGCUAGGCAGUAAGCAGCUGACGAGGAGGAGUAAAGUAGCAAUAGCUGCACAGCUUUCUCUCUGCCCCUGAAGUACAAUAUUUUCUGUUGAGUCACAACUGAAGAGAAGGAUGAAGUUUUAACUGCGCUUGGUACUGCCUGAGAAAGGGAAAACAAGCACUGUGGCAGUGAACUAAAGGAUGUGUGUUUUGGGAUACUCCUGGGAGCUGACAGGAUUGCUGCGUUUUUGGCUUUUACAUUCAUUGAUUUCUGCUGGGUUUUGCUUUUUGGAUUUUUAGUAGCUGUUUGCAUUUUUUUUUCCCCCCUUCAAAACAUGCCUACAACUUUAUGUAAUUUCUCAUCCUAGUGCUACUGUGGAACAGGAUACUCUUGGUGCCUUUAACGCUGCGUUCCCUGGUGCUUGAGAUGGGACACCAACCGUGUGUUGAUAAUCUCCAUUGUGAAAGUUCAUUGUCUGGUGAAUCUUUAACAAGAUUAGGAUUUCUUCAGGACUUGUCUUUUCUUUGAGAACAAGCUGUUGUAUUCUGUAGUUUUCUAUUAAUUAUAUAAAUGUACUUUACAUUUUAACCUUUUGUUUUAUUUUGAAGCAGCAAGCUGCUUCGUGACAGAAUGAAAACUGGAUGUGAGUUGUGCUUUGGGAAGUGAUUGAUGUGUGCUUGUGCAGCUUGUAUCACUAUGAGAAACACAGGUGCAGCUGCUGAUGAUGUUUGCUAGAAGUAGAUUGAAAAAGCAAGAAAAUGAAAUUGCACUUCUGCACAGAAAACCUGUUGUAAAACUGUGGGGCAGGAAGCAAUACCGGAAGCAAAAACUCCAUUUGUUUCUGCGAGACAAAAUGAAGAGGCUUCUUCAUGGCCAGGUAGAUGAGAAUCCAAACCACUCUCAUCACUGCCAGCUUUCCCCUGUGGAGAUUGAAACGGAUCUGUUUGUUUGUGGAAUAAAGAGGAGCUCUGCAAGCACUGAAUUUUCCACUGCUGGAGGGGACUUUCAUCAGGAUGGAGGACAUGAUUCCAGGGGAGUGAGCGAAGUGUGUGUUGGUGAGGUUGAGUUGAACUGGGAUGGCUAUGUCAAAAUACCAUGCUCGGUUCAACAGAACAAGAAGGACUUGCAGGGAAAUGCUUUUGGUGGUACGACGCAGACCUCUUCUGAAAGAAAGGACAGAGCAUCUGAGGGGCAAGACCUUUCUUCUGUGAGCAUUACCAUGAGCUGGAGGGAGGUAGCUGAAAGGCAAGGGUGCUUUCCCCAGGAAAAGCCCAUUGCAUACAAGAGUCCUAGGCGGCACUCAAGAGAUCGUUCAGCUGAUGUGGUUGAUUACAUUGUCAAAGAGCUCCAGGGAAUAAGCCGCAUCCAGACAGAGAUUGCAGAACUCCGGCAGCACCUCACCUUGAUAAAAGGCUCUGUGGAUGAAGUCUCCAGCUGUGUGGAUACAGUUUUGAGUGAGAUAGAAGGCCUGCAAGGUGGUUCCACUGGCAAGACCCAGGGUACACAUGCUCGAGAGCCUAGCAGGGAGGUGCACAAGGAAGAACCAGUGUUGUAUUUUUAUGGCAUCCCAGAAGAAGAUGGUGAAAACACAGUAGAGCUUAUCUGCAAAUUCUUGUCUGAAUAUCACUGUUUCAAUGGUAUUCAGUGCAGUAAGUAUAUAAAAGAUGCUUAUAGAUCAGAUAUUGGUACAGGCAAGCCAUUAACACCAAGACCAGCAGUUGUGAAACUUGUUAAUUGUGAACAGAGAGACUUUAUUUUACAGAAGUCUAUCCUUCUGCAAAGCUCAGGGGUCCAGAUUGCUACCAGUCAAGAGCAAAAACAGCAGAAUGGCCAGAGGGGCCCCAAAACAGAUCCAGUCUCUUUGCAGCCUGGCUCCAAGAAAAAUCAUUGCAACUCAGUGUGUCCUGAUGCAGCUCAGGGAACUGAUGCCACUGGGCCCCUUCAGAUAGACUCAUGCCAAGUUAAACAUAAAAGCACGAGCAGAAAAACACAGUGUGUAGGGGAGAGACUUGAUUCUGUGCAGAAGUCAAACUUGACUAAGAAAAACAACUUGAUACCUGAAACUGGGAAGGAUGUCCAAACAAUAAGCAGCAAUGAGCAGCCUACAAAUGAUAGUGACACUUGCCAGGGCCUUCAUGAGCCUCUACAAAAUCCAAAGAUGACAACUUUGGCCAAAUCAGGUGAUGGAAAUUACUGUUGCUUAUCUGACUCUUUGGACCGUGCAAGCCAGAUGCAUGCUUCAAGCAAUGAUCGUGAGCAGAGGCUCGACACUGAAAGUGUCACUGGGAAUUGUCCUUCCCUUCUAGAUAAAGAUGAGAGGAUAGCUGCAGGAGAAAUGGAAAUGGACUGUGAUACCCCAUGCAAAUUUACCAGUGUGGAAAAAGUUGAUAUUCAAAGAGAAGACGUUUCCAGUGGGGUGACAACCAUUAGCUAUGAUCAUACAACUGAUGAAAUGGCCUAUAGUAGUGAUAGCUUGAAAGAUAUCAUCCAAAUGGACCUGAAUGAUCAAGAUCCAACUGAUCAGGUUUUUAGGGAUGUCCUGGAAAAUUCCCAGUAUUUUCUUGACCAUUCCCGGGAUAACAUUGAUCUUGUAGACAUGAAGUUUUACACCAAUAAGCUUGGGAAAGCUAUUAAUCACUUCAGGUCUGCUCUACAGGUGGUGUUUCACAAACUGGAGUCAAGCGAUUCUGAAAUCCUUCUGGAAAAUGAUAGUGGCUUACAGAUGGAUGAUGACAAUACACUUAUGCUGACCAGUUCUGGUAUGUGUGGCAGCUCUGACAACUUCACAGAAACCCCUCUCAGUCAGUCCUCCGAGAGCCAGGCAAACCCAGCUGUCAGCAGUGAAGCAUCUGCUCAGAUGCAGUUUACUCCUUCCAGCCUUUCCUUGGUUCCACAUGAGCUUCCUGUCUCCAGUCUGAUGUCACCAUCGGACUGUGAAAUCCCCACUGGGCACCGCUCGCCUACUGAGGAGAUGGGAGGAGAUGUGAAUUCUCUACCUGAGCCAGCAAAGGAGUGCAGACCUAUGAGCCUUGACAAGGUGUGCGCAGAGACCAUCUACCUGAACAAAUGCAUCAACAAUUUCAAAAACGUUCUGAGGGAAAAGAGACAAAUGCGUAGGAGGCUCUUAAAAGAAUUAGCGCAGGAAGGAAACUGGAUUUCCGCUGAGGAGACAAACUCAGAAGGAGGUAGAGGAGAGCUCCAGGGUCAAGAUGAAUCUGAUCCAUCGAAACCACCCUGGCUCAAAGGAGGGCCUGCAGGUGGUCUCUAUGGCAUCGAUAGCAUGCCUGAUCUACGCAAAAAAAAGCCAAUUCCUCUCGUCAGUGAUCUGUCACUGGUUCAGUCCCGGAAAGCUGGAAUUACCUCAGCAAUGGCCACUAGAACAUCUCUCAAAGAUGAAGAGCUGAAAUCUCAUGUCUAUAAGAAGACCUUGCAAGCCUUAAUUUACCCCAUCUCUUGUACAACCCCACACAACUUUGAAGUGUGGACAGCCACAACUCCCACCUACUGCUACGAAUGUGAGGGGCUGCUGUGGGGCAUCGCACGGCAGGGAAUGCGCUGUGGUGAAUGUGGAGUCAAGUGCCAUGAGAAGUGCCAAGACUUGCUCAAUGCUGACUGCUUACAGAGAGCAGCGGAGAAGAGCUCAAAGCAUGGAGCAGAAGACCGAACCCAGAAUUUCAUCAUGGCAAUAAAGGAUCGCAUGAAGAUCCGGGAGCGGAACAAGCCAGAAAUCUUUGACUUGAUCAGAGAUGUGUUCUGUGAGAGUAAAAUGACACAUGCUCAGCAAAUGAAGACAGUGAAGCAGAGUGUCCUUGAUGGCACCUCAAAAUGGUCAGCAAAGAUCACAAUCACAGUGGUAUGUGCUCAAGGACUGCAGGCCAAAGACAAGACUGGGUCCAGUGAUCCAUAUGUAACUGUUCAAGUGGGUAAAACAAAGAAGAGGACGAAAACCAUUUUUGGGAAUCUGAACCCUGUGUGGGAAGAGAAGUUUUACUUUGAGUGCCAUAAUUCUUCUGACCGGAUCAAAGUGCGAGUAUGGGAUGAAGACGAUGACAUCAAGUCUCGUGUCAAGCAGAGACUGAAGCGCGAGUCGGAUGAUUUCCUGGGGCAGACAAUCAUUGAAGUCCGCACCCUGAGUGGAGAAAUGGAUGUGUGGUACAACCUUGAGAAGCGAACAGAUAAGUCUGCAGUGUCUGGAGCUAUUCGCCUGCAAAUCAGUGUGGAGAUCAAAGGCGAGGAGAAGGUGGCUCCAUAUCAUAUUCAGUACACUUGCCUUCAUGAGAACCUAUUUCACCAUCUCACAGAUGUACAAGGGAAUGGGGUGGUGAAGAUCCCUGAUGCCAAAGGAGAUGAUGCCUGGAAGGUUUAUUUUGAUGAGACAGCUCAAGAGAUCGUGGAUGAAUUUGCAAUGCGUUACGGCAUUGAAUCUAUAUACCAGGCCAUGACGCAUUUUGCAUGUCUCUCCUCCAAAUACAUGUGCCCAGGAGUGCCAGCUGUGAUGAGCACCUUACUUGCCAAUAUCAAUGCUUACUACGCGCACACCACUGCCUCCACAAACGUGUCUGCUUCGGACCGCUUUGCAGCCUCCAAUUUUGGGAAAGAACGGUUUGUGAAGCUUCUGGACCAGCUUCAUAAUUCACUUCGGAUUGAUCUCUCAAUGUACAGGAAUAACUUCCCAGCCAGCAGCCGUGAACGGCUGCAGGACCUGAAGUCUACAGUGGAUUUGCUGACCAGCAUCACUUUUUUCAGGAUGAAGGUUCAAGAGCUUCAGAGUCCACCCCGAGCCAGCCAGGUGGUAAAGGACUGUGUUAAAGCUUGCCUGAAUUCCACCUAUGAGUACAUAUUCAACAACUGUCAUGAGCUGUACAGCCGCGAGUACCAGACAGAUCCUAACAAAAAUCAGGACCUUCCUCCUGAGGAACAGGGCCCCAGCAUCAGGAACCUGGAUUUCUGGCCCAAGCUCAUCACCUUGAUAGUUUCCAUCAUAGAAGAGGACAAGAAUUCUUACACUCCUGUCCUGAAUCAGUUUCCUCAGGAGCUGGCUGUUGGGAAGAUCAGUGCAGAGGUGAUGUGGAGUCUUUUUGCCCAGGAUAUGAAGUAUGCCAUGGAAGAGCAUGAGAAACACAGGUUGUGUAAAAGUGCAGACUAUAUGAAUUUACACUUCAAAGUGAAGUGGCUGUACAACGAAUAUGUUCGUGAUCUGCCUGCCUUCAAGGGAAAAGUGCCUGAAUACCCCGCGUGGUUUGAGCAGUUUGUGAUGCAGUGGCUGGAUGAAAAUGAAGAUGUUUCCUUAGAAUUCCUGCACGGUGCUCUGGAGAGAGAUAAAAAAGAUGGGUUCCAGCAAACAUCUGAGCAUGCUCUGUUCUCUUGCUCAGUGGUGGAUGUCUUCACACAGCUCAAUCAGAGCUUUGAGAUCAUUAAGAAGUUGGAGUGCCCAGACCCUGUCAUUGUUGCUCAUUAUAACAGGAGAUUUGCUAAGACUAUUGGGAAAGUGCUGAUGCAGUAUGCUGACAUUCUUUCCAAGAGCUUCCAGUCCUACUGCUCCAAGGAGAAACUGCCCUGCAUCCUGAUGAAUAACAUCCAGCAACUAAGAGUACAGCUAGAGAAGAUGUUUGAAGCCAUGGGUGGUAAAGAGAUUCAGGAAAAUGAAGAAAAGGCUGCUGAUGCUGAUUUGGAUGCAGAAGCAAGUGACCAUCUCAAAGAGCUCCAGGUGAAGUUGAACAAUGUUUUGGAUGAGCUAAGUGCUGUGUUUGGUAACAGCUUUCAGACUCGUAUUGAUGAGUGUGUCAAGCAAAUGUCUGAUAUCCUCUGUCAAGUGAAAGGAACAGGAAACGUUGCUGCCAAUGCCAGAAACACGGUUGCACAAGAUGCAGAUAAUGUCCUGAGGCCACUGAUGGAUUUCCUGGAUGGAAACCUGACACUGUUUGCUACCGUGUGUGAAAAGACAGUGUUGAAACGGGUGCUGAAGGAGCUCUGGAGGGUGGUAAUGAACACCAUGGAGAAGCUGAUUGUUCUGCCUCCUCUUACAGACCAUACGGGCACACAGUUGAUUUUCAGUGCUGCUAAGGAACUGGGACACUUAUCAAAGCUAAAGGAUCAUAUGGUGAGAGAAGAAACUAGGAGUCUCACUCCAAAGCAGUGUGCUGUUUUGGAUCUAGCACUGGAUACAAUCAAACAAUAUUUCCAUGCUGGUGGGAAUGGUCUGAAGAAAACUUUCUUGGAGAAGAGUCCAGACCUGCAGUCACUUCGAUACGCACUCUCUCUCUACACUCAAACCACAGACACUCUCAUCAAAACCUUUGUCCAGACUCAGACAGCUCAGGUGCAUGAUGGGAAAGGUAUUAGGUUUACCGCUAAUGAGGACAUUCUUCCUGAUAAGGGCUCUGGUGUGGAUGAUCCUGUGGGUGAAGUGUCCAUACAGAUUGACCUGUAUACCCACCCAGGAACCGGUGAACACAAGGUCACAGUGAAAGUUGUGGCAGCCAACGACUUGAAGUGGCAAACAUCUGGCAUGUUCCGUCCGUUUGUUGAAAUCACCAUGAUUGGGCCCCACCAGAGUGACAAGAAGAGGAAGUUCACAACCAAGUCAAAAAGCAACAACUGGGCUCCCAAAUACAAUGAAACUUUUCACUUCAUACUGGGGAAUGAAGAUGGCCCUGAUGCCUAUGAGCUCCAAGUCUGUGUGAAGGAUUACUGCUUUGCUCGGGAGGACCGAGUACUGGGGAUAGCAGUGAUGCAGCUCAGAGACAUAGCAGACAAAGGAAGCUGUGCUUGCUGGUGCCCCCUCGGGCGCAGGAUUCACAUGGAUGAGACUGGACUUACAGUCCUGAGGAUUCUGUCUCAGAGAACCAAUGAUGAAGUUGCCAGAGAAUUUGUGAAGUUGAAAUCUGAAUCCCGCUCCACAGAGGAAGGCACCUGAGCUGAGCUGUGUAAUUUUCCCUUUUCUCUUCUGCCUUGUGCCAAUAUGUGCAAGUGUUCAACAAUUCUCUUUUAUCGAUUACAAAAGGUUUUUUUCCAUGUUGUCUUUGUCCGUUCCGAUAGCGCACGUGUGCUGUGCAGGAAACAAAUCCAUCAAUCUGAUGUGAAUUAUUUAUUUUUCAGUAGCUGGGUAAGACACCAUAGAGAAUGAGGCAAUCUCUUCUUAUUUAUGAUGCAAAUUCUGCUUUGUGUAUAUAAAUUAUUUUAUAUUGGAGGCUGGGUAUGCUGGGUUUUGUUGAUAUGCAGCACUGUGAUUUUAUCCUCUGAAGCUGGCACAUGUUAAAAAGGUUUUACAUAAUCACCCCAUGAUACAAACACACAACUGUGUGGAAAUUGGGAGAAGAAUAAUGAUGGUGGGGUUUUGGCAGAGCACAGUUCUCUCGUUCAAUUUGUGUGCUGUGGAGCUUCCACGGGAUCUUCUGUCACAGGU